ACUGUGGGAUAAACAACGGCAGCAAAUAAUGUGCAGCACCAAGAAAUCCAAGCAUUGUUAUUCCUGCUGUGUCUUACAGUAGUAGACCUGGCUAAUAAGCAUAGUAGUGGUGCUGAUAGUGGUAAUAAUACCUUACAGAAGUUUAAUGUGAUCUUUUAGAAUUUGUUUGCACUAUUUUGUGAACCACCCUGGAAGUGCAAAUAUAUAACGUUCAUCGGUCAAUUAACUGUCAGUGAAACCUCUGCAAAGACACAGCAGGAACGUAAGGAUCUUUCGCAGCAACUUUUAACAAAUUCUAGGGACCAGACGAUGGGUGGUCGACGGCACAACGCUACUGACCGUUACGCAUGCGUAUUCUUCUUUGCCCUUUCCCUUCACCUCCCUUCUUCAGCCUCUUGCCCAUACGUAGCCUGUCCAAUGAAGAUGAGGUUUGUUGGACGGCGGGCGCUUGAGGGAGAAACUGCCCAAUAGAAAGAAGCGACGCUUUCAUUGAUUUGAAGGAAGUUCGAGAGCUUACGGCGCUACAUGGGAGGAGGUGGAGGAAGAGGAAGGAAACCGUAGACUUUGCGUCUGUGAAUGGUGAUAGUCUGCGAGUUCUCCUUAUUCCCUGCCCCUCACAAUGAACUCGCUGGAACAAGCGGAAGAUCUCAAGGCUUUUGAAAGAAGGCUUACUGAAUAUAUAGCUUGUUUACAACCAGCUACUGGACGCUGGAGAAUAAUACUUAUAGUCGUAUCAGUCUGUACAGCAACUGGUGCCUGGAACUGGUUAAUAGAUCCUGAAACGCAGAAGGUUUCUUUCUUCACAUCUCUAUGGAAUCAUCCAUUCUUCACAGUUAGCUGUAUUACUCUUAUAGACUGGAAAACUAAUAUUGAAACCCCGGCUUCACGUCCAGUAACCCAUCAUCUCCCUUCAACUCUACUUGCUGCUGUGGAAAUGUAAGAAAAGAACUUUGUUUGAGAGAGUGAGGCCAAAUAGGAUCGUGGGGUGUUGAGUUGACAGCAAAAGCGUGAAAACAUCUGGUUUAUUUAUUCAUAAUUUCCUUGCGUUUUCUUGUCUGUUUUAUGCUUUCAGUUCCUUCUCUGGCAGCAGUACGCUGUACCCUUCCAAAUGCUGGAGGACUCUGACUCCCAUCAGCCCCAGCAAACAGAGUUGUGGGUAAGGGAUAAUGGGAGGUGUAGUCCAAUAGCAUCUGGAGGGACACAGGUUCUCCAACCCUGCCACAUAGUAUUAGUAUGUCUCUGGGGUUUCAUCUUCAGCAAGGUGGGAGCCUCUAUUUAGAAAAGGACUCAAUGGGUUUUAUGAUGUGCAAAUCACUGUAAAUAGAAAAUGGAAUCAGUAUUUGAAGAGAUACUUAAACCUGCCAUUCACACAGCGUUUUACCAUUACAUUUGUUCAUUAGUCAUGGCUAUCUCCCUCCCCAUCCAAUGCUGCAUUUUAUAUAUAAAAAUUCUUCUGGCAGAAUUCUUCUUGGUGCGUAUUACUUUGAAUUUUGUCACAAAAGCUCCUGUUCUUCAGUUCCUUGCAUUAGCAGUAGCCUAUUUUCAGCAAAUUCUAUGUUUAGGCUUUUAAUAUUAUAAAACCUCUGUGUGUUUGGGACAUACAGUAAUGAUGUAUUGUACGUGAAAUUUACACUGUGGUAGUUUUGCCACGAAACUAGUAUUGCUCAACUUCAGAUUACUUGAUAAAAAGAAAGUGCCACAAAUGUAACAAAGCUCAAGGUAGAUUCAGACUUUCCUUUGGGCCCAGUCUGGCAUAAUGCUGCCUGAUUCCUUAAGCAUCAUUAGGCAACCUGCAGACCUGUGUGUGCUUUUCCCUCUCACGUGAAACUUCUUUUCAGUUUCUGAGCUAGCGAAAGUUACUGCUUCCUUGGUGCCAGCGUUUUUGCUAACCACAUUUGGUGCCAAGCCAGUUUUCAAGCCUGCUUCAAAUCACUGCUGCAAACUGUGGUUUGACAUUAGCUAAGGUUGGCAGAAAUGUUAGCAUAAUGCAUUAAUUCACUGUUCAGUGGAGCAUAAGCUGCAUUAUUGAUAUUGCAAGAGAGGGUUAGAUGCCCGGAGGAGGAGGAGUAUGUGAAGCUGUGGCACGCUAUCUGAUUAUAUGAGCAGGCAGCAUGACACUUAAUGCAGGACCAUCUAUUUCCCUCCCUUUGCCCAGUUGGAUCAUCCUAAUCAGGCAUGACAAAUGCAUAGUAGCCACUGAGUCAAAUUCUCUAUCCUUAAAUGCCCGUGGAACUUGGUGGAUAGGGGAUGGCAAUUGAAAUAGCUUUGUGAAGAGGCAAAAUCAGCCAUCUGAAUCUACCUUUAGUACAGAAAAGUGUUAAAACUUAAAAGUGGCUGUUACACAUAGUAUGACUUUGAAAUACUGACACAAAGCAAUUUAAUUUUAAAUCCUUCCUGUGCCUUUUUACAAGACCUGUUUCAAGCUAUUUUAAGAAGAGUAUAAAACUUUAAGAGCACAAAGCAACUGGCAGUGUAGGAAAUGCUGCACCUCAAGGAAGAUUUUGUACAUACAGGAAACCAAAACUACACUUGUGUCAAUGUUUAAUUCUCCUUUGAAUGCUGCAAUUAAAUCCUGUGCUCUUGAAGUCUACUCUGCAUUUCUUGCUCCACCUGUGUUUUUAAGUGCUGUAAAUUUUUGUAGGAAAUGUGUACAAAAUAAACAUUUUAUUUAUAA
Podarcis raffonei (Aeolian wall lizard) is the source of this 2674-nucleotide messenger RNA. RefSeq names its product CTD nuclear envelope phosphatase 1 regulatory subunit 1 (gene CNEP1R1). The transcript is spliced from 5 exons. Lineage: Eukaryota; Metazoa; Chordata; Lepidosauria; Squamata; Lacertidae. The coding region runs from base 620 to 940 and encodes 106 amino acids. The record is from RefSeq and is a predicted model, not a curated record. Gene Ontology annotation, cellular component: Nem1-Spo7 phosphatase complex; cytoplasm.